This is a messenger RNA of Melitaea cinxia (Glanville fritillary), 1289 nucleotides long. RefSeq names its product beta-centractin (gene Arp1). The transcript is spliced from 9 exons. Lineage: Eukaryota; Metazoa; Arthropoda; Insecta; Lepidoptera; Nymphalidae. The record is from RefSeq and is a predicted model, not a curated record. The coding region runs from base 91 to 1227 and encodes 378 amino acids.
UGUCAUAGUUGAAAGCAGUCCGGAUGAAUAUUUUAACACAAAUUAAAUAAUAAAGAUCUCAUAUUAUUUAUUAAUUAUAAGGUUUUAUUGAUGAAAAUGGAACUCAACGAUGUCAUCGUGAACCAGCCUGUGGUUAUAGACAAUGGUUCAGGAGUGAUUAAAGCUGGAUUUGCUGGUGAUCAAAUACCAAAAUGCAGGUUUCCGAACUAUAUUGGACGUCCGAAGCACGUCCGUGUUAUGGCAGGGGCUUUGGAGGGGGAGUUAUUUGUGGGCCCCCGAGCUGAGGAACACAGGGGCCUGCUUAGCAUAAAAUAUCCCAUGGAACAUGGUAUUGUAACGGAUUGGAAUGACAUGGAACGGGUCUGGAAUUAUAUUUAUAGUAAAGACCAGCUAUCGACAUUCUCCGAGGAGCACCCCGUGCUACUAACCGAGGCUCCGCUCAAUCCUCGCCGGAACAGAGAGAAGGCUGCCGAAGUCUUCUUCGAGACGUUCAACGUACCAGCCUUGUUCCUGUCGAUGCAGGCCGUGCUUAGUUUAUAUGCAACAGGUCGUACAACAGGUGUGGUUCUGGACUCCGGAGACGGUGUCACCCACUCGGUACCAAUAUACGAAGGCUUUGCGAUGCCUCACAGCAUCAUGAGGGUAGAUGUCGCUGGGAGAGAUGUCACCAGAUACUUGAGACUGCUGCUCCGCAAGGAGGGCGUGAACCUUCGCACGUCGGCCGAGCUGGAGGUGGUGCGGGCCGUGAAGGAGCGCGCGUGCUACCUGUCGCCCAACCCGCUCAAGGAGGAGGCGCUGGACGGAGAGCGCGCGCACUACGCGCUGCCCGACGGCACGCAGCUGGAGAUUGGACCAGCGAGAUUCAGGGCUCCGGAAGUCUUGUUCAGACCUGACCUCAUAGGUGAAGAAUGUGAAGGUCUCCACGAGGUCCUAAUGUUCGCCAUCCAGAAGUCGGACAUGGAUCUCCGGAAGGUGCUGUACCAGAACAUCGUUCUCAGCGGGGGCUCCACCUUGUUCCGAGGGUUCGGAGACAGGCUCCUGGCCGAGAUCAGGAGGCUGGCGCCCAAGGAUAUGAAGAUCAGGAUCUCUGCACCCCAAGAGCGUCUCUACUCAACAUGGAUAGGGGGUUCAAUUCUCGCCUCAUUGGACACGUUCAGAAAGAUGUGGGUCUCGAAACGGGAGUACGACGAGGAAGGUCACAGAGCUGUACAUCGCAAGACAUUUUAAAAUGCAUAUAUAUGUAUAUAUAGUUAUUACUUUGCUAUAUUUAAAAGACUUACUAGCUUAAA